GCGGGUGGGGAGGGACGGUCCGAAUUUCACAAAGUUCCCUGUGACAAGGAGCAUUCUUGUUUAAUCUGACAGUUACCAAAUAAGAAGGUUUUCUCAGCCAAUUAAAAUCAAGGAAAUUUGACAGAUCUGAUCAUCUCGAGCGCACUUCAUCCCGGACUUCAUCAUUAUUUUCUUGGACAAAGUGUUGACGAAGUCUCGGAUGCCUAUAAAACGUCUGGCAUAGUAGACUAACAUCAAGGGGAAUUCCCCGCCGCCUGGAACGUAACAUCCCGAGUGCAAGUGCAGUGGCACGCAGCGCGUAAACACGUGAUUUUGGCAUAUAGUGGUAUUAUUGUGGAUAAGGAGAGGAGAUAAGCGAGCUGCUAUAGUUACGGUCGAUUUGCUGGACGCUUGGACAGGUGUUGAAGUGGCUUCGAGCUUGAACUCAGUCUCAGAAGAUCUAGUGUAUCUUUCUUGACGUGACAGAGUCGGACAUCUUAUUUUUGCAUUGGUUAGAACUUACUUAGAUGUGCUGGUAUUACAACGACACGAGUGUUUCCAGAUAAUAUCCAAUUGCUGAUCAAUCCAAGAUGCCUAGCUCCAAGCCAAGGAGAAAAUAUCCAGCCAAAGAUGUGCUUGACAUUGGAGAGAAGUUCUUCCAAUACCUCGGGAGUAGAGGUCAUCAAGGGGUCACAGAGAAAGAAGCUUUACGUGACCUUUACUAUGAUGAAUUUAAGCCUUCUCUCCAAGGACAAGGUGUUAAAGUAUGUGGAUUUUCAACGCUGAUCAAUUUCUUGAAACGCAACAAGAGGAUACGAGUGAAAGAUGGUCAUGUGGUUUCUCAGAGGGCCUAUGACUCUGUGACGAUUGACCAGUACACGACCAUUAGGAAAUCUGAGGAGGUUCUAAAUGAAGAAGGAUCACCAGCAAGCGGGGUUGGAGAUGGAGGGAGGCGGUCUGGCCAGCGCAAACGUUACCCUUGCCUUUGUGAGGUUUGCGGAGUGAAAGUCAACUCUGAGGUCACAUACAGGGAUCAUAUUCGAGGGAACCGCCACAGAGUUAAUAUGCUGAAAAAGGACUUAAAUUCGAAAAGGGGUGGCCUUAUUGAAACCAAGAAUGGUGUAUCCCUUGAAACAGACUAUGAUGAUGACAAUGGGAAUGUAACAACUCAGAUGCAAAGAGGAACAACUAAAGAGGUGCGCUUCAUCAUCAAGUCAGUCGGUGAUAGGGAGAUUGCCUUCAUAUCCAUCGCUCUUCUGCGACCUCGUAAAGAGUUCAGUGUCAAGGAUGAACAUAAGGUCUUUGAUGGGGUCAAUUUACUGAGAAUGCCCAAGGUGCAGCUAUUAUGCUGCAAUGCCGACAAUCUGGGAAGACUUGCUAGUCCAAUUGUCUUUGCAUUUCGUCUUGAAGAUACAAGAGAGAUUUUCCAGGUCUUGCGGUUUGUUUCUGUCACUGUUGUGAGCGAUGUGAUAGAUGAUCUACCGCCAUCCAAACCAUACACCAAUCCCCCAAAGUUUACUGCCAGGGAGAAGAGAGGAGAGAUUGUAGAAGGAAUUCAACUCUCAUUCUCUUCAAACAAUCCAUUGAAGGGUAUUCCUCUAGGGUUUUUUGAUGUGCCUCGGGAACUUCAAAACACUGUGAACAACAGACGUAACUUACCCCAACUCAGGGAUAGACUAAAGCAGCCUUUAACGGUAGACAACCAUCGGGAAAAGUUCCAUGAACUACUGUAUGUAGAAGAAUUGCAGAUGCAAGUUGAUAUCAGAAGAUAUGAUAGGAUAAAUCAGACACUGGAUAAGGAUAAACAACCCAACAUGCUCAGACUUCAUGUACCUGGUCUUGCUGAGAAUCGUCCAUCAGUUCUUAGAGGAGAUCAUUUAUUUGCUCGGUUCAGUGACAAGUCUGACAAGAAAAGCUACAAGGGAUACGUCCACAGGGUAGAACAAGAGAACCUGGUCUUGGGAUUUCAUGCCGACUUUAGGAACAAGUACAUCCAAGGUAUGAAGGUUGACAUUGAGUUCACCUUCAGUCGAUUCCCAAUUCGCAAUCAACAUCAAGCUGUAGAGUCAGCAACAGUAGAGGGCAGGCUUAGUGAUGCAUUAUUUCCGGGUACAGGGAGCAAAGUUGGAACCAAAGGACAGUUUUCAAAGAUUCCAGAACUUCAGGCUUUCAAAAGGACCCUCUUUGACCAGAAGUUAUCUAAGAACAUGGAACAGGUCCAGGCUGUUCAUCAGAUUGUGACAGGAACCGCUAGACCUGCCCCGUACCUGGUCUUUGGACCUCCGGGUACAGGGAAGACUGUCACCAUUGUAGAAGCUGCCAAGCAGGUCUACCACUUGUUACCAGAGAGCAGAAUCCUGGUUAGUGCACCCUCUAACAGUGCAGCUGAUUUAGUGGCUGUUCGUCUGCUCAAUAAAGGAACACCUAUUGCUAAGACUCAUCUUAUGAGACUAUAUGCCCCAAGCAGACCGCUCAUCUCUAUCGAUCCUGUUCUUAAGGAGAAGAAAUGUUGUAACCUAGGAGCUUAUGAUCUGUAUGUACCCACUAAAGAUGAGAUCAUGACAAAGAGAAUUGUAGUAACAACUCUUGUCACUGCAGGAAGAAUUGCACUGGCCCAGUUUCCUGAUGAUUUCUUCACCCAUGUAUUCGUUGAUGAGGCUGGUCAUGCCACCGAACCAGAAGCUCUGAUUGCUUUGGCUGGAGUGAUGAACCUUGAUAACCCUAAAGGAGGUCAGGUCAUCUUAGCUGGUGACCCUCGACAGCUUGGACCUGUGCUGAGGUCACCACUAGCCAUUGAGAAUGGUCUUGCACUGUCAUAUCUGGAGAGACUAAUGACCCAGUGUCCAGCCUACAGCCGGAAGGAUGAUGCAGGAGCAGCGAAUGCACACUAUGAUCAGCGAAUCUUGACCAAACUACUCCAGAACUACCGCUCUCAUCCGGACAUUCUCAAACUCCCCAAUCAGAUGUUCUAUGACGAAGAGCUCAAGGUAUUUGCAGAUGAGCUGGUCAGAGAAUCAUUCUGCAGGUGGGAUGAGCUGCCUAAACAGGGAUUCCCAAUCAUCUUCCACGGUGUUGAAGGUCAAGAUGAGAGGGAGGAGCAGAGUCCAUCAUUCUUCAACAAGUCUGAAGUUGAGAUUGUAGUAGACUAUGUCAAGAAGGUGAUGGAAAAGAGAGGAGGGCAGAAGAUCAAACAGGAAGACAUUGGUGUGAUUUCUCCUUACAGGAAACAGGUAGAAAAGCUGCGUCAGGUUCUAAAGAAGCGCCGCUUUGGUGACAUCAAGGUUGGAUCAGUAGAGGAGUUUCAAGGGCAGGAGAGGAUGGUCAUCAUCAUCUCAACUGUCCGUAGCACCAAGGCAGAGUACAUUGAAAUGGAUAUUGACUUCAAACUAGGAUUUUUGAAGAACCCUAAGAGAUUCAAUGUGGCAGUGACCAGAGCCAAAGCCCUUCUUGUUAUUGUGGGAAACCCCUUCAUGCUCAGUAAAGACGAACACUGGAACCAAAUGUUGAAGUUCUGCAUUGAGAAUGGAGGCUACAGAGGAUGUACUUACAAUUCUGAGGAGAAUGAUGUAGACACCAUCAUUGAACUCUUGAAGAAGGUUCAUCUCGGAAGUGUUCCUACAGUAGAGGAAGUGGAAGAGGAGCUUGGAUUCAGUCAUGUCGCUCAGCAGAAUGACCCUGAAUGGAGAGGUGAAGACUAGGUCAAGAGGUCAUCUCCAUAGCAACAAGGCAAAGAAUUAUUCUUAUCCAUGCGUUAUGGUUGAAUAAGGAGAGAUGAUAUAGCGAACCAACAGGAUGAGUAACAAACCAGUCUCUGGCAUCCAUUAUCAGAUCAUUGAUGAUUUCUAUUUGGGCCAGGCCGGAGGAAUAAGCUCAGAUAGGAAAUUGAUGACAUUGAUGUGUAAAAACUUUGAUAUAACAUUAAUUAAUAUCAUUGUAAAUAAUGCUGAUGGUGAGCAUAGUUGAAGGGAAUUAAAUAAAGUGUUGCACAAUCGGGCAGCUGUGUUUUAGCAAACCAAUAGACUGGGGAUAACUACGUAGACGUUGGGGAGUGUCUAUGCAUUCUAUGUAUGUAUGGAAGACCGAUAGAUUCUAAUAAACAGGUAAAAGUCACUAUUUCAGUGCAAUAUUUUCUGGAAAUAGGUCAUGAUCCUGGACCAAAUGUGCCAAAACGAUAUGGGAAAAAAGUAAUAACUUCUUGAGAAAAUAUUUCUGAUUAUCUUUCACUCGUCAUGUUGCAAGAUUCACCAACCCUAAACUGUAGAUGGCAUAGUUCCUGAUUAAGCUCAACAAGAUUUUUUCACAUUACUCACAGAUUUACCUCUUCAGCAGUAAUAAAUUCUUUAAGAUGAGACAGGACUAGUAAAACUGCAAUUUAUACUGAUGGGCAGUUGUUGAAAUAAGAAAAUAGGAUAAGGCAGCAUGCCCAUGGUAUCAACAAAUAAUAAAGAUGGCCAGAGCAUUCUGGUUUUUAAACAGAUCAAUGUAUUCUAUACAUGUAUAGUAUCAAUGGACCAUCUUUUUUAAUCCUGCAGAUAAGAUAUUUUUAAUAUGACAAUAUCAUAAUGGAAUUUUAUUAAUAAAUGAAGCAACCAUGUAGUUAUAGUUACUGGGUCAUUUAAAUUUGUAUGAAUAUUUCAAUAAGGUACAGCUUUGCUGGGAAUUGUUUUUAUGAAUACUGUAUAUAGAAAAUCAAGCAUUCAAUUCAUUUCAUUCCAUAUGCAGGUUGUUAUGUGCCAUUAAUCAAUAAAUACAUUAGUAGUAGGAUAUAGAUCAUUUUAGAGUCAAUAUCAUAAUUCAAAUUCAAUUAAACCACUUGGUAGGAUAUUUUUAUGAAUGUUUUUAUUCACAACUCUUGCCAGUUGACUAGGUGUGCAGUUUGAUAUACUUCCUAAAUAGUUACAUAAUCAUCUUGCGGUGAAAACUUUUUCAUGAUUUUAACUUUUUUACAAUUUUACUCUGCAUAUUAAUGAAUAAGUUAUUCACAUUCCAUGUCCUUUUUAUACUCUAUGAUGAUACAAUGUGUCAUAUACAAACCAUAUGCUCUUUAAUUCUGCCCUUUUUGUCUUGCUGAUAUUCUGAAGAGAUUGAUUGUAAUACGUAUAGAAUAAUGAAAGAAAUUAUUGAAGAGGUUUGGUGAAAAUCCACCAAAGAACAAAGUUAUUUAUGUGUAACGUUGGAAAUGGUUGGAACUGAGUUUUUAAUAAGUCAUCCAACACAAUGUAUGAUACACAUCACCAUGAACCAUUAGAAAAUGAAAAUUAUUGAAUUCAUGGUGCAGUUUCUUGCAUGUGAUAUAACAAAACCAUAACUUUGGAAGUUCAGAACUCUGUGUUGGACAAUGAAUGUAUAUUCCUUUGGAUUUUAUAAUCUUCAAUGAUAUGUUUUCCCCAUAUCUGUGCUUAUAUCAAAACAUACUUUUCUGUGUAUGUGAAAUUAGAGAGAUUUGAGUCAGAUUUGUAUUUAACCUGUUAAGAAUAAUGGCCAUCAUGGUUAAGAUGUAUGUAUGAAGGCAGAACAUUUUUUCAGAUUUCAAGUAAUUAAUUUUAAAUCUGUAUCAUUCUUAUUUUUUUAAUACUUAUUUCAUCAAUUCAGUCUGGCUUUAAAUAUCAUUGUGCUCUUUAUGAUAUUGUUAAUAUGUUGGACAAUAAUAAGUGCUUUUAGUUCGAAAUCAAGAUCAAUGUUUUAACAAUGUUUUAGCGAAAUAACUUUAGAUUUCAUAGGAGGUAUUUUUUAUACCAUCUUAAGAGGGUUUUUAGGGUUUUGAUUUUAAAAUAUUUUAAUUUUAGGGUCAGAGUUUGUACAGAAAUAUAUUAUUUAAAGAAAUUCAAUGAUUAAAUCUCUAAAACAAAGCCACAAGUCUUGUGUUUGAGCAUGGGAUGGAAUGUCUCCCCACACACCAACUUUUACAUUUCUGCCAUGAAAGUUGAGAAAAUAGGUGGAAGGGCACAUUGUACAAUAUUGACUGAAGUCAGUUUCACAAUUGUUAAUAUUAAUGUUACAGGGCUCAGCUCAUAUCACUCAUGGUGUUUACCAAACAGCUGUUAUUCCUAAGGGAAAUACCCCGAUUGGACUGUUAUGUAGUAAUUGUUUUGUACCCAUUCAUACACAUACUGAGCCUUAUCAUUUUCAGAUGUUAAUAUUUUCAAAUAACUACAGUAUAUAAAUGAAUUCAUAGUUUUCAUGCAUAGUGCAUACUAUAUAGAAAUAAAAAACUUUUAAAAUACAA
Messenger RNA from Lytechinus variegatus (green sea urchin), 6205 nucleotides. RefSeq names its product putative helicase MOV-10. The record is from RefSeq and is a predicted model, not a curated record. The transcript is spliced from 21 exons. NCBI's taxonomy places the organism in Eukaryota, Metazoa, Echinodermata, Echinoidea, Temnopleuroida, Toxopneustidae. The coding region runs from base 570 to 3677 and encodes 1035 amino acids. Gene Ontology annotation, molecular function: ATP hydrolysis activity; RNA binding; 5'-3' RNA helicase activity.